Messenger RNA from Erinaceus europaeus (western European hedgehog), 1684 nucleotides. RefSeq names its product SYS1 golgi trafficking protein (gene SYS1). Lineage: Eukaryota; Metazoa; Chordata; Mammalia; Eulipotyphla; Erinaceidae. Gene Ontology annotation, cellular component: trans-Golgi network; Golgi membrane. The coding region runs from base 242 to 712 and encodes 156 amino acids. The record is from RefSeq and is a predicted model, not a curated record. Gene Ontology annotation, biological process: Golgi to endosome transport; protein localization to Golgi apparatus; Golgi to plasma membrane protein transport. The transcript has 4 exons.
GUCCCCGGAAAUGCUUCCUCCCACGCAGUUGCUGCGACCAGCAGUCGUUGAAACCCCGCCUCUCUAGGCGAAUAGGACCUCUCCUCCAUGGUUCUGUCUGUUAGCGCAGUUUGGGGAGCCGGCAGGUGAGGCGAGGGUCAAGUUCGGACGCCUGGAUUCUCGAGUGCAGGGGGAAGGGGACCCGAGACCCAUGGCGCGGCGGCGCUGACCCAGGCCCGGGCGGACCCCGGAACGGGCCGGCAUGGCGGGCCAGUUCCGAAGCUACGUUUGGGACCCGUUGCUGAUCCUGUCGCAGAUCGUCCUCAUGCAGACCGUGUACUACGGCUCUCUGGGGCUGUGGCUGGCGCUGGUGGACGGGCUGGUGCGCAGCAGCCCGUCGCUGGACCAGGUGUUCGACGACCAGAUCCUGGGCUUUUCCACCCCUCCAGGCCGACUCUCCAUGAUGUCCUUUGUCCUCAACGCUCUUACCUGUGCCCUGGGCUUGCUGUAUUUCAUCCGGCGAGGGAAGCAGUGUCUGGAUUUCACUGUCACUGUACAUUUCUUUCACCUCCUGGGUUGCUGGUUCUACAGCUCCCGGUUCCCCUCGGCGCUGACCUGGUGGCUGGUUCAAGCUGUGUGUAUUGCGCUCAUGGCUGUCAUCGGGGAGUACCUGUGCAUGCGGACGGAGCUCAAGGAGAUCCCCCUCAACUCAGCUCCCAAGUCCAAUGUCUAGAAUCAGAUCCUUGGAUGCCCUUCUGGGCACUUGCCCUCCUCUCUAGCCCCAGCACCUUGGGCUGCUGAGGUCCUCCAGCUGAGGUCUGACCUGGGUCUGAGAUUUACCCUGGAAAUGUGAAGUCUGUUGGUGUGGGAGAGAUAGUGAGGCCCUGCCAAGAAGGCAGGUAAGCAGUCAGGACCAGAGCUGCAAGAAUGGCCUCUGUCUGCUGAAGCCGUGCUAUCUGGGAGGUCAGCAAGGGGACUUCUUUCAGGGUAAGAACGGAAUUGGAACCAUGCCACUCUUGAGCCAUCUUACCUGCCACCAGCCUGUUGUUUCACAAAAAGAGAAAAACCAAGGAUAUCUGAAUGGAGCAAACCACUCUUCUAGUCAUCUGUCUUACCUUCUUGGGACAGCCAUUACCUGUGCCAUGUUGCUGAUCCAAGGCUACUCUAUUUGAAGAAACACUUGGUUUCUGGAUCCAGAGCCACAGAAAAAGACAUAGGAGCAAAUGUCAGGCUGCUGUCAGGGAGAGGACAGCAGAUGGAGGCAUCAAGCACAAGGAAACACAAAGCCUGUGUUGUUCUGCACUCACACGCACCCAUGAGCCCAUGACUGACUGCCUCCCUGUGCUGCCUACUGGGUCCCAUCCUGCUGCCAGCUUUCCACACAGCAGGCUACAGGACCCAGAUAAAAGUCUCUGCAUUGCUCCUGGUCUAAGCCCCAUAAUUGAGUCACUGCCUGUUGUCUAAGGAUGGCCAGGCACCCAGUUCCCACUGGACUUCAGUUCUGGCAAUAGUCCCCUUUUCCUGCCUUAUUUGGAAUUCAGCAGUGGGAAUGGUAUGAUGGAUGCCCAACCUUCCAACUCGCUCUGUGCUGACAGUGCCGACAGAAAUAGGAUUUUGUUGCUAAGAUUUUUAUUUGGGGUGGAGCGUCCUCUGUGAGGGGCUUGCAGCUGUCCUUUCUAUGUACAUAAAUACAGUAUUUUCCACA